UACUACAUCGACUCUUAGCUGUCGGACAAGGUAACUUCAGUAGACAUUUCUUCAGCACUUUGCCUCUUAACCUUCAGAAUAAAAAAUGCGUGAGUGCAUCUCCAUCCACGUAGGCCAGGCUGGUGUCCAGAUUGGCAAUGCAUGCUGGGAGCUGUACUGCUUGGAACAUGGCAUCCAACCUGACGGACAGAUGCCCAGUGAUAAAACCAUCGGCGGAGGCGAUGACUCCUUCAACACAUUCUUCAGUGAGACUGGAGCUGGCAAGCAUGUACCCAGAGCGGUGUUUGUCGACUUGGAGCCGACUGUCAUUGAUGAGGUGCGGACUGGAACCUACCGCCAGCUCUUCCACCCUGAGCAGCUGAUCACUGGGAAGGAAGAUGCAGCCAACAAUUACGCCCGUGGCCAUUACACUAUUGGCAAAGAGAUAAUCGACCUGGUUCUGGACAGGAUCCGUAAGCUAGCUGACCAGUGCACCGGCCUCCAGGGAUUUCUUGUCUUCCACAGCUUUGGCGGUGGCACCGGCUCCGGCUUCACCUCUUUGCUGAUGGAGCGUCUCUCUGUUGACUACGGCAAGAAGUCCAAGCUUGAGUUCUCCAUCUACCCAGCUCCCCAGGUGUCCACCGCUGUGGUGGAACCAUACAACUCCAUCCUUACUACUCAUACAACCCUGGAGCACUCUGACUGUGCUUUCAUGGUGGACAAUGAGGCCAUCUAUGACAUCUGCCGCAGAAACCUUGAUAUUGAACGUCCUACUUACACCAACCUUAACAGGCUGAUUAGUCAGAUCGUAUCCUCCAUCACCGCCUCCCUCCGGUUUGAUGGGGCGCUGAAUGUCGACCUGACUGAGUUCCAGACCAACUUGGUUCCCUACCCCCGUAUCCACUUCCCUCUGGCGACCUACGCUCCUGUGAUCUCUGCUGAGAAAGCUUACCAUGAGCAGCUCUCAGUCUCUGAGAUCACAAAUGCUUGCUUUGAGCCAGCAAAUCAGAUGGUGAAAUGUGAUCCCCGCCACGGCAAAUACAUGGCCUGCUGUUUACUGUAUCGCGGAGAUGUUGUACCCAAAGAUGUUAAUGCGGCCAUUGCCACCAUUAAAACCAAACGCACCAUUCAGUUUGUGGACUGGUGCCCCACUGGCUUCAAAGUUGGCAUCAACUACCAGCCGCCCACUGUGGUGCCUGGUGGAGAUCUGGCCAAGGUCCAGCGGGCUGUGUGCAUGCUGAGCAACACCACCGCUAUUGCAGAGGCCUGGGCCCGUCUUGACCACAAGUUUGACCUGAUGUAUGCCAAGCGUGCCUUUGUGCACUGGUACGUAGGUGAGGGUAUGGAGGAGGGAGAGUUCUCUGAGGCCAGGGAAGACAUGGCUGCUUUAGAGAAAGAUUAUGAAGAGGUGGGUGUUGACUCCAUUGAAGGAGAGGGAGAAGAAGAGGGGGAGGAGUAUUAAAGCUAACUGAGCCCCACAGUUCAUCAUGUCAGAAACAAAAAUGCCUCCGCUUUGAGUAGGCAGUUGGUAGCUAGCUCUGUAAAACACAUAGUAGCUAAUUCAUUCCUCAACAUUUCACCAUGUAUUGGUUUAAGUGGCAGCGUUUGCAUCUAGGCAAUGUAAUGUUGAAAUGUCCUCAUGGUUUUAUUUGUAUUGUUUUUGCGCAUUUUCCUCAGUGAUUGCAAUAAAAGAUUUGAAGAAUCUA
Messenger RNA from Myripristis murdjan (pinecone soldierfish), 1685 nucleotides. RefSeq names its product tubulin alpha chain. Gene Ontology annotation, cellular component: microtubule. The record is from RefSeq and is a predicted model, not a curated record. The coding region runs from base 86 to 1441 and encodes 451 amino acids. NCBI's taxonomy places the organism in Eukaryota, Metazoa, Chordata, Actinopteri, Holocentriformes, Holocentridae. Gene Ontology annotation, molecular function: structural constituent of cytoskeleton; GTP binding. Gene Ontology annotation, biological process: microtubule-based process. The transcript has 4 exons.